AGAAAACAGGUUUUCUGAUUAACUGUUAUACGCGGUAAUCCAACCCACCGAAUCACAGGACAGACGGGGACAAUAUAGUCAACUUCGGACUUGAAAAAUUACUAAUAUUAGAAGGCUGGGAAUUGAAUUGGAUCUCAUCCUCCCUAUAUAUUUGAUGGGCACAAACCACAGUCCACACACUGCGCUGCCGCUCAAUUCUCGCUUCUUCGCUCAAUUCUUUCUCUCUCUCCCUCUACGCCAUUGAUUUGAAAAUAUCUUUCUCAGUCUCUUCUCUUAUAAAUUUUGUCAAGAGACUUCAACAAAAGAAGAAAACAAAGCACCGCAUUGAACGUGCCUGACUUUUAUCUUUUUCUUCCUCCUACAACAAGAUCUGCGUCAUUUCCAGUUUAGAGUGAGGUACAAUCCUCAUCAGCUAAGAUGAGUUUGAGUGAUGGGAAGAUUCAUCCAGUGAGUUCUAAUGGAGACAUUAAGGACAAGCCCUUCAAGAUCUUUGUGGGUUAUGAUCCACGUGAAGAUCUCGCAUAUGAAGUCUGUCGCCACUCCAUUUUGAAACGAUCUUCAAUCCCUGUUGAGAUCACACCAAUCAAACAAUCAGAUCUGCGGAAGGAUGGCCUCUAUUGGCGUGAAAGAGGGAAGUUUGAAAGCACCGAGUUCUCUUUUUCUCGGUUCUUGACUCCACAUUUGGCCAAUUAUGAAGGUUGGGCAAUGUUUGUGGAUUGUGAUUUUCUUUACCUUGCUGACAUUAAGGAGUUGAGAGACUUGAUUGAUGAAAAGUAUGCUAUAAUGUGUGUUCAACAUGAUUAUACUCCAAAGGAGACAACGAAAAUGGAUGGAGCAGUGCAAACUGUGUAUCCAAGGAAGAACUGGUCUUCCAUGGUGUUGUAUAAUUGUGGGCAUCCCAAGAACAAGGUCUUGACACCUGAGGUUGUGAACACAGAAACAGGUGCUUUUCUUCAUAGGUUUUCAUGGCUUGAGGAUGGUGAAAUUGGGUCCAUCCCAUUCGUUUGGAAUUUUCUUGAGGGACAUAACAAGGUUGUCGAAAAUGAUCCCCAAACACGCCCCAAGGCUGUACACUAUACUCGUGGAGGACCAUGGUUUGAGGCUUGGAAGAAUUGUGAGUUUGCAGACCUGUGGUUGAAUGAGAUGGAGGAGUGCACGCAGGAAACAAAGAAGAAAACUGAAAAUUAGAAAGAAUCAGUAGCCGACGUUCUUCGUUUUAAGUUUGAGAUUCAUUAUUGAAGUUCAUUCUAUCCUACUCUAUUUUUUUAUUUAUGUGAAAUGUGUUAAAUAAAUCCCAGAAGAAGUUAGGAUGAGUUUACUAUUGUUACUGUUAGAACUGAACUAAAAAUUUCUUCUACAUAGACCUUAGUUUGUUCAGAGGGUUUACAUUCUGUCUUCUGGGCUGAUAUUUGAUAAUCUUUGUAAUUCUAUUUUUUCAGUUUUUUCAUUGGAACCAUAGAAAUAUAUUUGUAUAAUUUGCAAUCGUCGGUGUAUAACUGCUGAUUGAUGAAUAGAAUGUGUUGCAAUAUUUUAUCAAAGGAA
Molecule: messenger RNA, 1542 nt
Organism: Prunus dulcis (almond)
Lineage: Eukaryota; Viridiplantae; Streptophyta; Magnoliopsida; Rosales; Rosaceae
Product: protein CDI
Exons: 2
Coding region: 418-1188 (256 amino acids)
Source: RefSeq, a predicted model, not a curated record